This is a messenger RNA of Cucumis melo (muskmelon), 1766 nucleotides long. Its product is annotated as probable xyloglucan galactosyltransferase GT17. Bases 125 to 1570 code for a protein of 481 amino acids. The transcript has a single exon. NCBI's taxonomy places the organism in Eukaryota, Viridiplantae, Streptophyta, Magnoliopsida, Cucurbitales, Cucurbitaceae. The record is from RefSeq and is a predicted model, not a curated record. Gene Ontology annotation, molecular function: glycosyltransferase activity.
UUCUUGAAAUAUCUAUUCGUUUUUUCUUCCUUUUUCUACUUUGUGAGAGGCUCAAUCAAACUCUCCUUUAAUUGCUUAGCUUUUAUUUCCCGUUUCGUCGGUGUUCUUUUCUUAGCUUCUUCCCAUGUUUCCUUGUUUGUUCUCUAUGAUUUCCAAGAAACAAUCAACAAUUCACAUCAUUCCAUUAAUUGAGAGAGAGAAAAACUCCAAAAGUAAAAAACCCAUUAUCAAGCCUUACAUCCUUUACAAUUCCCUUCUUCUUCUUUCUUUCAUUCUUUGGUUUCUCAUUCUCUUCCUUUGUUUCCCAAAGUCAACGCUGACAAACUCCGACAACCAAACUAACAAUUUGGUCACCACUUGCGACGGACCUCCUUAUGUCUACGUGUACGAUUUGCCACCCGAGUUUAACCUCGGCCUUCUCGAAGACUGCCGCCACCUCAGCGUCUACACCGACAUGUGUCCCCACGUGGCGAAUCGGGGCCUCGGCCGCCAAGUCUCCACCAUCUCCACGGCGGCCAAUACUUGGUUCGCCACGCAUCAGUUCAUAGCCGAGAUGAUCUUCCACGCGCGUAUGGAGAAUCACCCAUGUCGCACACGCGAUCCCAACAUUGCUGAUUUAUUCUACAUUCCCUUCUACGGUGGGCUCCACGCGUCCAGCAAGUUUCGUGAACCGAACAUCACGGAGCGAGACGCGCUCGCCGUUCGAUUAGUUGACUAUAUUCAAUCACAACCCACGUGGUGGAAGAAUAAGGGACGUGAUCAUUUCCUUGCACUAGGAAGAACCGCUUGGGACUUCAUGAGGAAUAAUGCAAAUGGGCCGGACUUCGGCGCGAAUUGUUUGCUGACUCUAAACGCGGUUCAAAACAUGUCGGUGCUAACUGUGGAGCGAAACCCAUGGGCCGGGUUGAACCAAUUCGGUAUACCUUACGCCUCUUAUUUCCACCCGUACACGUCGGAUGAGAUGAAGACGUGGCAAAACAAAAUGAGACAUUCGGACAGGCCCCACUUGUUUACAUUCAUCGGGGCCCCACGUAAGGGGUUGGAGAAAGCUGCGAUACGAAACGACAUUAUUCAACAAUGCGACAUGUCGUCCAAAUGCAAACUGGUGAACUGCCGUGGGGAGCAGGGGAAGGAAUGUUACGAUCCAGGGCAGGUUUUGAGAAUAAUGAGCGAAUCCGAGUUUUGUCUGCAGGCGCCGGGGGACUCGUUCACACGGCGCUCGACGUUUGAUUCGAUACUGGCGGGGUGUAUUCCGGUGUUCUUCUCGCCGCACACGGCGUAUACGCAGUACUUUUGGUACUUGCCGGAGAAGGCAAGGGAUUAUUCUGUGUACAUUGAUGAAAAAGGGGAAGAAAGGAAGAGGAUUGAGGAAGUGCUUUUGAAGAUACCGAGAGAGAAAGUGAAGAAAAUGAGGGAGAGGGUUGUGAAAUUGAUUCCGAAAUUGACGUAUAAGCACCCCAAUUCUACUGAUUUUCAUUUCAAGGAUGCCGUUGAUGUUGCCCUUGCCGCACUAUACAAGCGCGUUUCGUCUUCCGUCGGCGUGGGCGGUGGCGACGAUUUGUCCUUAUAGAAUGGUUUUGUUGUUAUUUUACUUUGUAGAAAUUGUUAUCUUUUCUCUCUUUUUUCGGUGUAUUUACAAACCGGAGAUUGCUAACAAUAAUAAUUCCUUAUAAAAUCUGAUACUUUUAUGUGUGGGUUUAUUCAAAUUUGAAUCUCCACUGGGUUCAUUUUGACAUCUUAAUUUUAUAAUAAUUUUAAAUAGUCAA